AUGGGUGUUCCUUUCGAAGCUCUCCUUCCAUAUGGAAUCAUGCUUGCCAUGUUCGGUAUUACUGGUGCUGGAAUGUCUGGAGUUAGAGCUUUGCAAAAUGGUGGAAAGAGAGCCAGACAUUCUGUAGAUGCCUGGGACAGAGUGACUCUAUCCUCGGAACUCUACGCUAUUAUGUAUAAGGCUGACUACGGUGUAGUGAUGGACCGCGAUAGAAGGUUGACUGGAUUCCUUCGAGGGCAAACCGACAACCCAAGUGCUCCUCUGGGAUUCGAGUUGAAUAACCCAUGGAGACUCGAGAAGAGAUUCAUCUAG
Molecule: messenger RNA, 312 nt
Organism: Botrytis byssoidea
Lineage: Eukaryota; Fungi; Ascomycota; Leotiomycetes; Helotiales; Sclerotiniaceae
Exons: 4
Coding region: 1-312 (103 amino acids)
Source: RefSeq, a predicted model, not a curated record